This is a messenger RNA of Phaedon cochleariae (mustard beetle), 598 nucleotides long. The record is from the annotation of a GenBank genome assembly. NCBI's taxonomy places the organism in Eukaryota, Metazoa, Arthropoda, Insecta, Coleoptera, Chrysomelidae.
UCAGAAUCGAAUCAUCAGCACUCAAGAAUAAAAUAAAAAUAGAAAGAUAAUCGAGAUUAUUUCGACGAUAGUAUAUAUAUAGGAGUCAACAGGCUAGGUACACGUAUAAAGCAGCUAUCAUCAUUGUUAAAGUGAUAUCAGUGAGUGAAAUUCGUUAAAAUGAAAUAUUGUAUAUGUCUUGCAAUAAUAACUUUCCUAGGAACUGCGGCCUUAGCUGAUGUUUCGCAAGAACAUCAAGAAGAAUCCAAUCGUAAAGGUGUCUCGUGUGUUUUUUGCAAAUUAGUACUGCAAACAAUAGAUGAAAUCAGAGGCGAACACUCCACCAAGAAAGAAACUGAGCAGGCAGUGAAAAACGUAUGCAAUGUUUUACCUCCACUUUUCCAAACAGAUUGUAAAAUGCUUAUCGACCAGGAUGGAAACAAAAUUAUCCAGUUACUGAAUAAUUCUGUGUCAACAGGAGAAGUUUGUCUACAGAUCAAGUUGUGUCCCAAUAAGUGAUUCCAGAUCGAAACAAUAUCGAGCGAAAUUGAAUAGAGUUUAUACAUAAAAAUAUAUAAACAAUAUUUUUCUGCCUAUAUCUUCAUUAUUUCCAUUCUAU